Molecule: messenger RNA, 9020 nt
Organism: Pocillopora meandrina
Lineage: Eukaryota; Metazoa; Cnidaria; Anthozoa; Scleractinia; Pocilloporidae
Source: the annotation of a GenBank genome assembly
AUGUCUUCACCUACUCGAGAUCAGGAAAGCGAUGCUUUAGCCCUGUUAGCUCUAAAAUCAGGCACUAUUAAUCCUAUGAAGCAAAUGUGGGCUGGUGUCAACACUGUGACUCCAAUAGCUAAACUUGAAGGUCGCGAGUUCGAAUAUUUGGUUCGGCAAAGUCGGAUUAUCAUCGGACGAAACAGCAGUCUUGGGAGCGUAGACGUCAAUAUGGGCCAUUCCAGUUUCGUUUCGAGGAAGCACUUGCAGAUAAAAUUCGAAAAUCAGGAAUUCUAUCUCAGUUGCAAUGGGAAGAACGGAAUAUUUGUUGACGGUGUUUUCCAUCGACGAGGUGCUCCUCCAUUGAAACUACCCUACGUGUAUGUAUACAAACUUUUACAGUUUGUCGUUUAACGCUUCGUAUCGUCGACAGGCAUAAUUUUAUAUUGUACUUAAAUGUAGCUGGGUUAAAAUGAUAUAAUUUGUGUUUUCAGUUGUGUGCUGCGAUUUCCAUCCACGAAUGUGAAAGUUCGUUUCACCUCGCUCGUUGGUGACAACACUCCGAAACGCGUACCGAGUCCCCCAAGAACAAAGGUUUUACCACCUCUGCGAAUAAACAUCCCGCAAUCAGAUUCUAACUUCGCCUCUCCUAUUCCAUCUCCAACAGGAACUAUAAGGUAUGGAACAAUUAAAGUUAGUUGUUGCUUUGUAUGCUACUCUGUGUGUGUGUGUUCCUUACCAGCAGUCGAUAAACUGCAUUGGUCACAAGAGUAGCACAUUCACUCACGAUAAGUUUGUUUUGUGCUUGUGUUAGUUUACGAUUUUCAUACGUGUGUUUUCACUUUUAUCACUACAUCUCUUGAUGCCCUCCGCGACUGUUUUAUGAAAGUUAACGAAUGAUUUGACACAAGAGCUAAUAUAGCUUACUCAUUUGUUGAAUAAGGCUGUGUUUAUUUCGUGCAUUCGGACAUGGAGAUUUGGGGUCAACUUUCUUCCUGAUCCGUGAGAGAAUAUUUUCUUAUCUGAGUAAGGGAACUAUCCGUAGAUCGCGAAGUGGUAAAGAAAACAGAAUGAUUUUGUUUUCAUGUGCACGUGUUGUGGUAGAAAUUGCAAGUGCGUUGGUUACUUUAGUUUCUAAAUUUAGUAAGAGCCUAAUCUCUUGCCUUUGGCGUUCGUUUCACCAGGGCUUGAGACAUUUCAUUUGUCGUUACUGAACUCAUGAGGCAAGAUUCUUGUUCUUGACCUUAUCCUUGUGCACACAGACAACGAAGCAGUUAAACCACUCAGUUUAAUGAUUUCAAUACGUAUUUCGCAAUCGCGUUUGCUAUGGAAAUGUAUUUCCGUUGAUCGGUCAUGCGGUCGGUGAGGUUACUUACAUCACAUUGUCCGUUUCAUGUUUUGUCUGCGCAUGCUAGAGUUUAUCUAAUUUUUGCUAUAACUGAGGUUAACAAAAAAAGAAACGGCAUCAUCCUGGCAAGAUAUGACAGAGCUAGAAGCGAGGGACUAUUACAGCGUGUUCUCAUCACAAAGCAAUUCCAUUUUGUUAAAGCAAACACCUACUCAAGUCUUAUGUUUCGAGUUCACAAUUUGUACAGAUACCAUCAACAUUUUGUACAAUUUAUCCUUAUAGCACGCGUAUAGAAUAAAUGAUGUGGGAGCUUUUCGUUUGAGAUCUCUCUGGUUUGAUUUCCUCUUUAAGAACUGAUGAACUGGUUAGAAAAUCAAUGAAGUCCUUUUUUUAACGAGAUCUACGGUAAUAAUUAGACUUGAAAAUUUUGAUUUGAACUGACUUUGUUUUUCAGUUAAAUAACAGUAAAUGAUCAUAAAAUGAAAGUUGAAGUCAAAGAGUAUUGUUUGUUUGUUUUGAAACCAUACUCAAUUAAUUUCCUAAUACAGAAUAUUUUUAACAGUUGAGUGAACUGUAAGGAAAUUAUUGCACAAAGCAGAAUAUUUGAUCAGCUUGCUGGAGAAAAAAUAUUGCUUAUUUUGUUUUUGUUUUGUAUGUGGUUUUGGAAGGAAGUUAAAAGUUUACUAAUUUAAAGAUGACAAAUAAACAGCUAAUAUGCUAUUUUUGUACUUGACGAUGUCAUUGAUGUUUUAGCAAUGUGCAGAUGUAAUUUUCUUUGAUGUUUACUAUUUUGUUCAAGUUAGACAAAUAUAUGAUCAGAUGUUGCAAAUGCGUCAUUGUUGUAGAAUUUGACACUUGUUGUACUGUGAAUGAUUGUCCUCAAGUCUUUCAAACAAUGAUGGAUCAAUGGUAUCUGUGGAAAAUAUUACUUGUAGCAAAAUAUGGGCAUCUUUUCUGUUCUCAUGUAGCCAGAUACAUUUCUUUGGAAGAACAAACAAAUUAGCAUGUAGCUACAGCUUUCAUUUUCUAAGCAAUGAGUACGGUGCCAGGGAAAAAAAACUGUUGAAAAACAAAUAUUGUAUCAAGUUUCUACAGUUGUGACUCUUGAGGUUGUAAGAAAUCAAAACGAUUGAAUUAUUGUUUUCAAAAGUUUUCUUUAGCCCAGAAAAGUUUCCCUUUCUACAGCCAUAUUGGGUUGCAUGGGUGCUGCGUGAUAUUUUGUGUCUUUUGGUUUAUAAUUUUGUGUUUUCCAAUGUUAAGACAUGCUGAAAUACCCUAUAAUUUAUUUGUCUGGAAAUUUCUCCAAGAGUAUUGUUUUGUACAGUUGCUAUUAUCAUAAUGAAAGAUUAAGGUGAAAGGUGGCUAGAUUGUUGUUUUGUUUUUCAUCUGUUUGACCUAACAUUAUUAAUUAACAACAAUUGUUCAAUAUAAUAAUACAUUAAGGAAACACUUUUUCAAGAAUGAAAAGAGCAUUUUAUUGAGUCCUAGAUUCAUUCAUUUUGAGCAUAACCAAAAUGUGGAAUUAAGUUGUCAGUAAGUUUAAUAUGAGUUUAAACAUUUUCUUACUGAAUAAAUUUUGAAGUGUCAAAUAUUUAAAAAAUCUGAUGUGAACUUAACUUGUUUAAAUCACUUCUAAAUUAAAAAAAAAAUUAUUCAUUGUUUUACAACUUAAUCCUAAAGAAACUAUGACCAGAACAAAUGAAAAGGAACAAAUCUUUGAAUUUAUCAAUUCAUUAUUAUAAUUAAAAUUCCAUAAUUGACAUUACUUAGAUUUUACAUAUUUACGCAAAAAUUUUGUUAAUAGGUCUUUAGUACUUUUUAAUAAAAAGUGAAACAGUUGGCAGGUUUUUACUUUGACUUCAGAGGAAGGAGGACUGGUGACAAUUACUUGUGGAAUUAACACAGUGUCCUUAGCGUGGGUCAUCAUGUUUAUGUUUGUAGUAGAUGAUGUACUGUCAAAACUCAACAGUAUUCAUGGAGAGAAAGAUUUGAACCUUUCCUUUCUUCAAGUGAGAAUAGUGAUCAUGUUCAUAAGCAUUUUGAUCUAGUUGAAGUUAUUACGUAAAUAAAUAUUGACAUUCUCGUCGUUGGAUCUUAUUGAAAGUGACGUGUGACAGUGAAAUAUCUUAUCAGUAUCAAUCAGUAUACCUUUUAUAUUGAUAUUUUUCACUUAAAAUUAUUGUGUGAAAUGACUACUUAGAAUUGUGUGGACAGUCCAAAACUUGUGCAAAAAGUCUUUUGUUUAAAAUGUCCAGUUACCAUUUAAACCUUGCAAUGAGUAUUAAAAUCAUUUUAUAUGAGAUGACUGUGAAAUUGAGAGAAAGUAUUAUAUUUCACUUUCCAUUAUGUCAUUGUAUUAAAAUGAACCUUGGUUGCUUCUCCUCUCUGACAAUUCUCAUUACUUCCUUGUGACAUGAUUUGUGAGUUAUGUCUUUUAACCCUUUAACUCCCAAGAUCUCAUUAGUAAUUCUCCUUACUGUCUGCCAUACAGUUCUUCUGAUGUUAGUUUGGAUAAUUUGGUAUUGGAUCAACUUAUAAUCCCUUAUAAUCCCUUAUGUCACAGGCUUCAUGAUAAUCCAUAUUAUUUUUCCUUGCAGUGUGCCAAACUCCUGUCCUACCAGUCCCCGUGGAGAUGCCAAUCACGCCUACGCUCCAAACUUACAUGCUGUAGCAGAGUUAGCUGCGCAAGACGUCCAAGUUACCGUAGAGGAAGAUAAACCCAACCCCUCUGGAGGGGAGGCGGGCAGUAAAGAUGACGGCAAGCCACCCUUCUCAUAUGCUCAGUUAAUAGUGCAAGCAAUAUUAUCUGCGCUUGAUAAGCAACUGACUUUGAGUGGUAUCUACACUCACAUCACGAAGAAUUACCCAUAUUAUCGCAGUGCCGACAAAGGCUGGCAGGUAAACUUUAUGCUUCAAAUUUUUAGAUAAUAAAGAAUAUAGAAUAAAUAACAGCUUCAAUUGCUUUAAACUGAAACAUUCAUGACAAUAAAUUAUUUUCAAUUGUUAUUUGAGUAGAGCUUCACUAUUUAAGGCAUAUGGUUGUGUUUUCUGAUUUUCACUUUGUUCUGGUAAUGUAACUUAUGCUAAAUUGUAAUGCAAAGAACCUUUUUAUAAACCAUUUCUUAGAAGAAAAUCAGAUAAGUUUUUGUCAAAAUCAUGUAGUUGGUCAAAAGUAGCAGAAAACCCAAGGAAUUUUAUGGUGUUACACUUUUAAUUUUUCUAAGCUCUUUACUUAAGCUCCAACAAUUUGGCUGGGUUUUUUUUUUUUCAAAGCUGAAUAUUAUCUGGUAAUUUAAAUAUGCUGAGGACUCUUAAGGCCUAUUUACACGGCACGACUUUGUCGCGUGCGACAAGCUUACGACAGGCCUACGACAUGACUUAAGAGUCGUAAGCGAGUUGUAGGUUUGAUUUACAUGAAACAAUUCGUGUCGUAAGCCUGUCGUAAGCUUGUCGCAUGCGACAAAGUCGUACCGUGUAAAUAGGCCCUUAAGAAACUUUUAGCACCUUGAAAUCAUCAACAGAAUUCCAUUCGUCAUAACCUAUCCCUAAACCGCUACUUUGUGAAAGUACCACGUGCUCAGGAUGAACCAGGAAAAGGCUCUUUCUGGCGGAUUGACCCAUCAUGUGAGCAGAAGCUGGCAGAGCAGGCAUUCCGCAAACGUCGACAGAGAGGUGUACCAUGUUUCAGACCACCUUUCUCUCAACUGUCUUGCAGGUAUGUAUUUAAAGGGAAAAUGUUUGAUGUGCCUUAACCUUCAAAUAUUGCUCAGAAAACAAAAUUUUAACAUUUAAUCUAAAAAUCUUCUGGAUAGAGAUAGUGUUUAUAGACUGUACAAUUGUGUGGAAGGGGAACCUGCAAGUGUAAAUGAAGGGUGGGAUGGUUGUCAAUUUUGAUGGAAAGAGGAAAUGUAUUUGUUGCUUCCUGCCAUCUCCUGUUUCUUCUCAGCUCUGUUCUACAAAAUCUUGGGAGAAUUGUGUUAUGAAGAUGUCAGAGGCUUUGACAGGUGCUAGGUGUAAAUAAAGUUCCACAUUGGGUUAUGCUGCAUAUGCAAAACAAAUUUUUGCUUCGUGAUUUAUUCAUUUGACUCUCAGGUCAGCCCCAGCAUCUCCCACUCAUGGCCUUCAGUUUCAUGCUCCCCCUGCUCCAGUGACUCAUGUACCACGAGAGAAUUCCCCUACCAAAACAGUGACCCAGGCAGCUGAUGCAGCAGGAUCUCAAGCCAAAGCAACCCCUACCUCACCUCCUAUCAUCCCAGCAUCUGGACUUCCACCCCCUGUGCCUUCCUUACCUUCAACAGUCCUCAAACAAUCUGCCGCAUUACAAGCAAUUGCUGCACAAAUGGCAGGAGCUGCUCUACCUGUCAGUGUGAUCAAGUCUUCCUUGGAGGCUGUGAAAGAAGGAGAUGGAGCUGAGUCUGAGAAGAAUGGAUUUUCUCAGUCAUCAGGAGAUGAGUCACCCGUAGAGAAUACUCUUCAACCAGACGCAAAAACAGCUGUCAGCAAACCUAUGAUUUCUACUUUAGUAAAGCCAAUACAACAACCAACGCAACAACAAGUUCAAAAAAUACAACAAGAUCAAAAACCACACCAACUGUCACAUCAACAGCAGAUUCCUCUUCAGUUUUUAGCAGGAGCAGCUGCUCCCAGUGCAGGUAAAUGUGUGUCAGUGUGCUUCUGUGUUUUUUAAGUUUCUAUUUGUGUGGAUUAAUAAAAUCAUUCAUCCCUGGAUGUAGUAAAGUCUUUUCGAUGGCCAGGUUUGGACUGCAUACUGCUAAUCUUCUUCAGGCUAUAUGCCUAAAGUGACUAGUUGAGAAUAGAAUUAGACCACAUCACAAAUGACAACAUGGGAAGGCAAACAACUACACUCCACAAAAAAUACAUUCAGCAUAAUGAGUAAAGCAACCUUUUCUCAUGAUUGAAUUUUUGUUUUAGGUGGCUUGCUUACUCCCAUUCCUACACCAACAAAUGUCUCUCCAACUGGCACUCAGGAUAUGUCAGUCAAACCACAGAUUUCAAAAGUUCCUAACCCUCUGCCACUUCCCAUAGUAACAACCGGAACACUCACUCCUGACUCCUCUCCUCUUGGGGUGUUGUCUCCAGCUGCCACUACAGCUGCAGUUUCAAUGGCAAUGAAUGGUGCCAAGCGACCAUUAAGCACAAGUCAACCACUGACCAACAGUGAAGAAGAACAUGAAAUAAAGCGUCAAAAAUUAUCUCAGCCAAGUGCUGCAUACAAAAGUAGCCCCUCCCAGCCGGAGACUGCCGAUCAAGGAAAGCUCUAGCCUUCGCACACAUUAACUUUCUCAAAGCAUCAAGGCUGCUAAGUUACUGCUGUUAUUGUUUUGUACAGUUAGUAGUUAAAGCACCAAUCAUUUGUGGUAGACACUGCAACUGAUCAGAAUUCAUCAGAUGGGAGGUGUUUGACACGUCAACACACACUUGACAGGACAAGGUGCAUUCUUUAAACAACAGUCUUUUUUCCUGAUCUCAUACUUUGAAAGGUCUCAAAUGUGUUUUACAAAGGUUGCAUAUGAACGCUACCAAGUGUCAGGGCACUGGACAAAUGUGGGCUGACAUGUGGUAAAUUUUGGGAACCUGAGGUGAUGAAAAAUUUGUACUGGAAUGAGUGGUGUCCAAUGCAGAGAAGCAAAUGCUCUAUUUAACUAGUGACAUUUCGUAGAGUUCAGGGCACCUCAAAGGAUGGGAAGUUAAAGAUCAGAAUGAAUAAGUUAGGACUGAACAAUAUUUGUGCAUGUGUACAGAUGCCAUUCUUCUGUUGAGAAUGGGAUGUUUGUUACUAAGUGGGCUGGAUCUACACUGUAUGAUGAAGUGUUCAUUGGUAUAUAUCUGAUGAGAUGGGUGAAUAAUGGAUGUGACUACCUCACAACGCUACAAAGCUACAUCACAUGUUGUGCUGUACUUUUAAGAUGUUUUGUUUGGCAUUGUUGCUGAUCAAAAUAGUGGUAUUCCUAUAAAUUAUCAGGGAACUGUGGUCAAAUGUAAACAUUUCAUACAAGUAUGCUUAGUUCUUACCCUGUCAAAUGGUAAUUAUAAUGUAGCAGUUCUAAAAUACAUUGAAAGUGUUUCAUACAUGACAAACUGGGUUUUGCUUUCAAGGGACUUAUUAAUUUAAGGCCUAACAGGAACUACAAAGUUUGCCAUAAUUAAAAAGAUAUAUAUUAACGGAAUUGAUAGUAAAGAAAGCCAAAACAGUUUCAGGUUUUAUUUUAGCAAAAUUGUAGCUGUUUGGCUUUCAUUGAAUCUUUCUAUUUCCCAUGGUGCAAUAUUCAGCAAUUUUUGGUGCAUGCAAAGAAUUCAUGUUAUAGCUGAGUUCAGGCUUGCAGGGUUGGUAAUUCUUGCUCUUGAGGGCUCUAUUUCUGCUUUUCUAAAUUAAUCACUGAAUUUUAAUACAACUGAAGUAUUAAUUCCAAAAUUAUGUUUCUUGCUUUCUAAAUGAGCAGAGUUGUUCAAAAAUGAAAAUAAAGAAAUGAUUUAUAUUUCCUGAAAAGCCAAAAUAAGUAAGUAAAAUGAGUGUUAGUUACAGUCAUUGUAAGUGUAUGUUUAACUCCUUUUUUUUUUUUUUUUUUUUUAACAAAUUUUUACAAUGGCUGCUAGAAACCUUUUCAAUAAAUCCUUGAAAUCAAGAAUUUUAUUUCCCAUGGAAAAGAACUGUAAUAGGGCAACAACUAUAGCAGAUAUUGACUAAGGCAUUAUUUCACAAUUUGUCUUUCUCUCUAUGAAAUUCAGUGUGAUGAUAAUACAGCAUAAAAUAUUUGUUCUGUAAGGUAAGACUAGAGUAGAUAUGUAUUAGGGGUCAUGGCAACACUCAUCCAUCAAAAUGAACUUCAUUGUGUUAUAACAUUGCAAAUUAAAGUAAAUUCUUUUAUGGCCACUAAGAUCCUGACUGUGACCUUGUACAAAUAAUGGUACCUCUCUAUCUGUUAGUGACCCACUUGCAUAAAUGUCACUCAGAUUAUUGUUGUAAGGUCUAUUUAAUUUAUCAUUCUUUUAAUAAUAGUAGAUUUGUAUCGUGGGUGGACUUGCGUUAAAAAUGCCAGGAUUGCUCCUGGAAAAUUUUCAGUCAAGGGUGAUGAUCUCUUUGUAGAUUUGGCAGUAAAAAGCUAAAUUAAGAAUUUAUUCUCACCUCCAGGUUCUUUAAAUCUCCAUCAGAACAAAUUGAGUGAAGUUUGUGUUGUUUGUUGUAACCUUCCUCUUUCAAAGUCUCUCUUUUCACUACUUUCUCACUGGAUAGAAUUUGUGAGGUAAAGUUAUUUGUAAUUUUUUUUUUGUUAACUGGUGGAGUAUGUUUCCUAGUGUUGUUGUAUAACAUAAAGUUGCUGGUAGUAGUAUCUUGUUCAAAUUUGUCUUGAUGUGAUUUUUUAUCUCAAAAAUGAAGAAGAGAUUUUUAUGAGUUUUCUUGUAAAUGCUACAACUGCUCUUGCCACCCAGUCUCUUGGAAUGUUGGGUACUCAAACAAACCUCAAUUUCUUUUAUUGUUGAAAAUAAUGUAAAUUUGAAAUGAGGUAUUACAACUUAUGGAAAGUUAGGGCCGAAGUUGUUUUAUUUGACAAAAUCUAGACCAGAUUCUCUACCAUGGAUUGUCAAGCCUUGAUGGCCAAAUAAUAAAUUAUUAAGCUUCGUCUGCUUGGAAGAGUUAUUUGUGAAGUAUGACUUAAUUGAUCAUUAAAUGAAC